Colletotrichum lupini is the source of this 927-nucleotide messenger RNA. RefSeq lists its product as uncharacterized. The record is from RefSeq and is a predicted model, not a curated record. The coding region runs from base 1 to 927 and encodes 308 amino acids. The transcript is spliced from 2 exons. Lineage: Eukaryota; Fungi; Ascomycota; Sordariomycetes; Glomerellales; Glomerellaceae.
AUGUCUUCAACAUCAGCGACUCUAAGCGUUGACUCUGGGGAGGGCCCCGACUCUCGAAGCCUUCGAAGUCAACCAGGCACUUCGCAAGACCGCAAUGGGCCACUUCGCUCGGGGUCGAACUUCGAACCUGUCAACCUCUCACGUCUCACCAAAGCGGGAUCCGCCAUCAAUCAGAUCAAGCGACUUUCCCGUCGAUCCCGACGUCCACCCAUUGACCCAUCGUGUGAACCGGGUUCAAUGGAACUCCAAGAGAAUCCUCAACCUAGAGGCAGUCCAGCUCAAUGCCAAGUAGAUGAGAUCCUGAAACUGGUGUUUUCUGGAGCGGACAAGGCGAAAAAAUAUCCCGAGUUUGACGCCAUUGGAUUUUACGCCAAAACCGGGGACGACCUCGAGUGCCUAUGGCGUUCGGAGACAGAGCGAUUGAUGGACAUUGCGCAAUAUCCGAACACGCCAAUUGAAUUCUCGAGGCAAGAAAACUUCCAAGGAGACACGGAAAAGGGCUAUCGAGAUAUAUUCAGACAAUGUCAGAGGCUCUUAACAGCCAUUACGAUCUGCCUUCUUGACAACGAUUGUAUCAAUGCGGAGCACUGUGGUCAGUUUUCAAACCAACAGCGGCUUUCGGAUUUCAUCAAGCAAGUCUUCAAAGGCCAGGGCGUUGCAGAAAGCAUUGAAAGCACGGGGAGCGUCGAAGCUCAGCAACGCCUCGAGGCUACCGACGCUCUCAUAAACUUCAUCUCGGCAACACUUCUUUGGCAAAAAAACGUCCUCGGUGUCCUCAUCGAGCGAAUUACCAAGAUCAAGUUGCUGAUCAUUGAUCUCAACGUUAACUCCACAAUCGCCGUCAGGACAGCAGAGGCAGUUUUGUCCAACGUACGCGAGUCGGGAGGCAUGCGAUAUGCAGGCGGCGAUAUGAAUGAGGAGGAGUAG